UAGAAGUUAAAGUAUUUGUCAAAAUAUUUAGUCUUUUUAAAUAGUAGCUACCUCGGUCAGAGUUACUUCAUAACCGUAACGUUCGACCAUAACCCAAAUCUGUUAUGUCGGCAAAGGUGUAAAGCGAAAACUGUACAGCAUUCAACAUGUAUGCCAUUGGAGCUAAGAUUUUGAAACCCCAUAAUGAAAAGCCCGAUGAAUUGGAAAAUACAAUAUCUCAAGCUCUUCUAGAGCUUGAAUUAAACAGCGAUUUGAAAGCUCAACUGCGAGAAUUGUACAUAGUUGGUGCUAAAGAAGUUGAUGUGGAUGGAAAAAAGGCUUUAGUUAUUUCUGUCCCCGUCCCUCAAUUAAAAUCCUUUCAAAAAAUUCAAGCUAGACUUGUAAGAGAACUGGAAAAGAAAUUCAGUGGCAAACAUGUUGUCUUUAUUGCUCGAAGAACAAUUCUGCCUAAACCCACAAGGAAAAUGAAGGUGAAGAAUAAGCAAAAGAGGCCCAGGAGCCGUACUCUUACUGCUGUUCAUGACGCCAUUCUUGAAGAUCUAGUAUUCCCUGCUGAAAUAGUAGGCAAAAGGAUAAGGGUGCGUUUAGAUGGAUCUAGACUAAUGAAAGUACAUUUAGAUAAAACACAGCAGACUAAUAUAGAACAUAAAACUGAUACGUUUGCUGCUGUUUAUAAGAAGCUCACUGGCAAAGAGGUUACAUUCGAAUUUCCUGAGCCAUUGUUCUAACUGAACUUGUAAAUCUACUUUAAAAUUAAAAAAUAUCGAGAAAGACAA
This is a messenger RNA of Parasteatoda tepidariorum (common house spider), 776 nucleotides long. RefSeq names its product ribosomal protein S7 (gene RpS7). Lineage: Eukaryota; Metazoa; Arthropoda; Arachnida; Araneae; Theridiidae. Gene Ontology annotation, cellular component: cytosolic small ribosomal subunit; ribosome; 90S preribosome. The record is from RefSeq and is a predicted model, not a curated record. Gene Ontology annotation, molecular function: structural constituent of ribosome. Gene Ontology annotation, biological process: ribosomal small subunit biogenesis; rRNA processing; translation.